AUGCGAGCAAACGUUAUUUCCAUUGAACAAGAGAAUAAAUUAAAAGAAGCUUUUUCUUUAUUCGAUCGACUGGGUGGCGGUGUAAUUAGUAUACAAGAUCUUGCUUUUGUUAUACGUUCUAUUGGUUAUCAAACGACACCUUCUGAAUUAGAAUCUAUGAUUCGAGAAGUAGAUCGAGACGGUGAUGGUUUGAUCGAUUUUGAUGAAUUUAAACAAAUGAUGAUUAGUAACGAUGACAGUCGAUUCGAAAUGUUUAAUGAUGAACUGCUCAAUGAAGCUUUUCGUAUCUUUGAUAAAGAUGGAAACGGUUUUAUUAGCGAAAUGGAGAUUCGUUCUGUGAUGAGUAAUUUAGGCGAAAAACUAACUGAUGAUGAACUUAAUGAUAUGAUAAGAGAAGCUGAUUUAGAUGGAAAUCGUCAAGUAGAUUAUGCUGAAUUUUCUGCUCUUGUUCGACGUCUACUUCAAAUACAAAAUCUUUCAACAAACUCAAUGACGAUCAAUGAAACUGGAGCGUAUGAAGGCCGGGGCAUUAUUCCAUUUAUUGAUGAAGAUCUCGAAGAAGAACAUAUUGAUCAUAAAAAUGACAAUAACAGAAAAUAA
Molecule: messenger RNA, 600 nt
Organism: Rotaria socialis
Lineage: Eukaryota; Metazoa; Rotifera; Eurotatoria; Philodinida; Philodinidae
Source: the annotation of a GenBank genome assembly